ACUCGUCACCUCCUCUCCUCCUCCUUCGGGUUCUUCGUUCUCUCUCUCUUUCUCUUGCCCUUUUUAUCCUCCAUGUUGGACCUUUAAGUUUGUGAUUUGGACUAACAAAGUCUCCUCUCUCUCUCUAACAUCUGUUUCUCUCUCUCUCUCUCUCUCUUUCUCUUUCUUUCUCUCUCUAGGACGAACAAACCCUAGCUUCGUCAAGUCUGGAAAUUCGACGUCGAGAUGGGCUCUGAGGGAUCCAGGGUUGUCGUUCCUAGGAAUUUCCGUCUGCUGGAAGAGCUUGAGAGAGGUGAAAAAGGAAUUGGGGAUGGAACUGUCAGUUAUGGAAUGGAUGAUGCUGAUGAUAUAUACAUGCAGUCAUGGACAGGGACUAUUAUUGGGCCCCCUAAUACUGUGCAUGAAGGACGAAUCUACCAGUUGAAACUGUUCUGUGGAAAAGAUUACCCUGAUAAUCCCCCGAGUGUUAGGUUCCAAACACGGAUAAACAUGACCUGUGUCAAUCAGGAAACUGGGGUGGUUGAACCAAGCCUUUUCCCCAUGCUUUCAAAUUGGCAAAGAGAGCACACAAUGGAAGACAUAUUGACACAAUUGAAGAAAGACAUGAUGUCACCACAAAACCGCAAGCUAGCUCAGCCACCUGAAGGCAAUGAAGAGGGAAGGGUGGAUCAGAAAGGUCUAGUGGUGAAAUGUUGCAUCCUCUAAAGUGAGAGUUGAGACUCGAUCGAUUAUGAUACUGUAUAUAAGUAUAUACAUUGGAGGAACCAGUCCAUGAGAAAAAAAUAUAUGGUGCCAAUGCCUUUAAAAAAAAAAAAAAAUGUAAUUAAGGACAAGUUCCAUUUGAACCUUAAGAUUUUUGAAUUUUGAGAUGUUCUCUCUCCUAUUUCUUUCUGAUCCUGGAAUGUCAAAAUGUAUUUUAUGACUGCUUGUGUCGGGACAACCAUGAUUUGGCACAUUGGGACCUUUUACUAAAUGUUAUUGUUUUGACUUGUUA
Molecule: messenger RNA, 994 nt
Organism: Ziziphus jujuba (common jujube)
Lineage: Eukaryota; Viridiplantae; Streptophyta; Magnoliopsida; Rosales; Rhamnaceae
Product: ubiquitin-conjugating enzyme E2 variant 1B-like
Exons: 5
Coding region: 226-705 (159 amino acids)
Biological process (GO): DNA damage tolerance; protein K63-linked ubiquitination
Cellular component (GO): nucleus
Source: RefSeq, a predicted model, not a curated record